This is a messenger RNA of Solanum tuberosum (potato), 1918 nucleotides long. RefSeq names its product vacuolar protein sorting-associated protein 25-like. The record is from RefSeq and is a predicted model, not a curated record. Gene Ontology annotation, biological process: protein transport to vacuole involved in ubiquitin-dependent protein catabolic process via the multivesicular body sorting pathway. Gene Ontology annotation, cellular component: ESCRT II complex. Gene Ontology annotation, molecular function: protein homodimerization activity; structural molecule activity. The transcript has 7 exons. Bases 1205 to 1744 code for a protein of 179 amino acids. NCBI's taxonomy places the organism in Eukaryota, Viridiplantae, Streptophyta, Magnoliopsida, Solanales, Solanaceae.
ACUCUUUGUCUUUGUUUUCUUUUUCCAUUAUUAAAGACACCCAGAUACUAAUUUUAUGUAAAGUUUUGUUUUUUUCUGUUUCUUGAUGUGUAUGGAGGAAGAGGAAACUGUUAUCAUUUGCCUGUAUUUUAGGUGACAUAUAGUUAGUAAACGAGGUGUAUGAUAAGCCAGUAAGGUACUACAAAGAUUGUGUAUUGGUGAUACUUUUGGAUAUUAAAGGUUGAUAACAAUGACUAGGUUGUUAGAUUGAUUAGGAGUUGGAAUAAAUGUAGGAACUCAUUUUCCCGUUUUGGCGGAAAGCAUUGUACUCAACACAUGUCAUAUAUGCUUUCUGUGGUCCAAUUCAGGUUGAUAACAAUGACUAGGUGUUGGAUUGAUUAGGAAUUGGAUCAAAUGUAGGAACUCAUUUUUCCUUUUUGCGGAAAGCAUUAUACUGAACACUUGUCAUAUAUGCUUCUCUGUGGUCCAAUUCAGCAACUUGAUACAAAUGGUGAUUGGGUUUAUUUCCUCCUUCGAAUUUACUGAGUUUAUGCUUUAUUCACUUCGAAUUCUGGAUUUUUUCUUCUUCACCUUCAGAAUAUUUGGGAGAUUGAAUUUGGUAUGCCCAAGUUUUACGUGAUUCAUUCUUCUCAAUUCUUCCUGAUUUGGAUUUACCACGCCAGCAUUUUCAUAUCUCAAGAUAAUGUCAGAUGCUAUUCCGACUCUAGGAGCUCUGGAGUGGGAGUUUCUGAAAGACUGUUGUUUGCUUAGUGAUAGCAAUGCUUUACAGUUUUUUUUUUUUCUUUUCUUCUGAUAAGUGAGAAUAGUGGGCUACACUUCAAAUGCAUAAUUUGAUGACAUGCAAAAGCUCCAGGCUAUUUAUGUUCUCUCUCUUUUUGGCUUGAAGUCAUCACCCAAAGGCACAUUUGAUGACUUGAAAUCAGGAUAUAUCACCUGAACUUCCUAUUGAAUUCAAUUAAGCAUGCAGGAAAACGAACCUUCUAUGUCGUUAUUUCUGAUGCCAUUUUGACAAUGUCAAGCAAAUGCAUAUCUUUUUUGUGGGAAAUUCAAUAGACCACAGUAAAGAAAUAUGUUUUUUUGAAUUCAGACUUGUUUUGUUGGAUAAAUUUAUUCUUCAAGAUAUUGGUUGGACCAGAAUUAUUCACAAACCAACCCGUGUAGAUAUGAACAGGUGUAAAGCAGAGAAGGAAGUAAUUCAGGAAAGAUGCAGAAGCUAGGCGAAUUCAAGCUGCCUAACUUCUUUAAUUAUCCACCCUACUUCACUUUGCAGCCUGUGAGGGAAACUAGAGAGAAGCAGAUACAACUAUGGAAAGAGCUCAUAAUUGAUUUCUGUCGAACCCAAAAGAUCUUUGUGAUUGCGCUGGAGGUAGACUUUCCAUUGUUCAGUAAUGCUGCUAUUGAAAGAUCUCUGAGUCAUGAAGCUAGGGAGGCAUUUCUCUCGGCUUUGGUUUCCGAUGGUCGUGCAGAAUGGAUGGAUAAAGGUCAUAGAAAAUGCCUAGUCCUAUGGCAUCGUAUUCAAGACUGGGCAGACUUGAUUGUAAACUUUGUGAAGGAGAACGGGCUGGAAGACAGUGUUAUGACAGUUGAAGAAAUACGUUCUGGGGUGGAGUCCCGUGGAACAGAGCUUCAUGGAAUAGACCGUACAGUUCUUAUGCGAGCUUUGAAGCAGCUUGAACAUAAAGGGAAGCUUGCAAUAUUUAAGGGAACUUCAGCUGAUGAUGAAGGUGUCAAAUUUUCUCUGUAAACCACCAUGGUGGACUAUAUUUUGUGUACAACGAGUGAGAAAGUUCGUAUUUACGUGCCCCUAUGAAAUACUUUAUGGAGUGAAACUGGAGAUAAAAUGGUUUCAUGUUAUGGUACAGAUACCUUACUGGACUAUUUUAAUUCCAGGUAGAAUGAACAUUGAAUUCUUACUUGA